AUGGAGAAGUCGGUCGUCAUGACUCAGCGCUGGCGCAGCGAGAACUUCGAGCGGCCCGUGGACCUGGAGGGCUCUGGAGACGACGACUCCUUCCCCGAUGACGAGCUGGGCGACCUGUACUCGGGGUCGGGCUCGGGCUACUUCGAGCAGGAGUCAGGCAUUGAAACAGCCGUGCGGUUCAACCCAGACGUGGCCCUGGCAGUAUCUACCACCCCCGCUGUGCUGCCCACCAUGGACAUCCAGCCAGUGGGCACCCCGUUUGAAGAGCUCCCAUCUGAGAACCCCACCCCGGGGCCAGCCACCAGCCCCCCAGUGGUGACAGAGGUUGAAGAAGAGCCAAGCCAGAGAGCCACCACCAUCUCCAUUCCCACGGCUACCACUGCUGCCACGACCACAGGAGCCCCGACCAUGGCCACAGUGCCCGCCACCGUGGCCACUGCUGCCCCCAGUGUCCCUGCAGCAGCUCCCUCCACGGCCACCACCUCUGUCAUAAGGACCACCGGCACAUGGCGGCUUCUGCCUCUGCCCCUGACCACUGCAGCCACGGCCCGGGCCACGACCCCAGCAGCGCCCUCGCCUCCCACCACAGUGGCCGUCUUGGACACAGAGGCCCCAACACCCAAGCUGGUGAGCACAGCUACCUCCAGGCCAAGGGCCCUUCCCAGACCAGCUACCAGCGGAGAGCCCGACAUCCCGGAGAAGAGCACCCUACCGCUGGGGACCACUGCCCCUGGGCCUACGGAGGUGGCUCAGACUCCAACUCCAGAGUCCUUCCUGACCACAUUCCGGGAUGAGCCGGAGGCGCCAGUGAGUGGGGGGCCCAGUGGGGACUUUGAGCUACCGGAGGAAGAAACCACACAGCCAGACACAGCCAACGAGGUGGUGGCUGUGGGAGGGGCCGCAGCCGAGCCCUCACCUCCACCCGGAAGGCUGCCCAAGGGGGCCCCCCCAGGCCCCGGCCUGCUCGACAAUGCCAUCGACUCAGGCAGCUCGGCUGCUCAGCUGCCUCAGAAGAGCAUCCUGGAGCGGAAGGAGGUGCUCGUAGCUGUGAUUGUGGGCGGGGUGGUGGGCGCCCUCUUUGCCGCCUUCCUGAUCACACUGCUCAUCUACCGCAUGAAGAAGAAGGAUGAGGGCAGCUACACGCUGGAAGAGCCCAAGCAAGCAAGCGUCACGUACCAGAAGCCUGACAAGCAGGAGGAGUUCUAUGCCUAGUGGAGCCACAGUGCCUCCCCGUAGCUGCAGCACCGCCCUUCUGCCCAGUCCCCGGCCGGGACGGCCCCACCAGCCCUGGCUUGGGACUGGGUCUAAGAGGGAGCCUGGCCCCAGUUCAUCUCUGUCCACCCUCGCAAGGUCUGCCCAGGCUGUGCCCUUAAGAGCUCAUCUCACCCCUUCCUCCCUCUCCCGGCCCCUCCCUGUGCCCCCAGCAGCCUGGGGCUUCAGGACCUCACUCAGUGCAGGAGGAAGGAAGCUCCUGAUUGGCUGCCGGAAGGAGGGCUGGGGCUGAGGCUGGAGGCCCAACCUGGUGGCUGCUGGGCUGACUGUGGUCCCCUUUGGGGAACAGAGAGGCACUCAGCUGAUUUCUCGGACAAGCAUUUGGCAAGCUCAGCCCUUGAAAUCAUCGGCACUGCUCGCUCCUGCUCAGGGCUUCUGCCCGAGUGAGAUGGUACUCCUUGUCACCAGCCUGCUCUGCCCUGGUCUCCCCAGGGUUGUGGGUUCAUUCUCCAACCACCCCCUGCCCCCCAUGCACAGUCACCUCUUUUCCAAUCUGCCCCUGAGGAAUUGGCUUCCUGGGUGCUCUGGCCACUGGUAAGGGGGAAUGGUUGCUGUGCCCUCCCUCUUGCUAGUGGACUCUGUAUAGACACCAUGUCCCAUGAGGUCACCCACAAAGACAGAAGCACGCAGUGACAAAACCAUACACAAUCCCGCCCACCCAGCCAAUGAAGACAUGUUGGACACACGCAUUCUUCCAAAGAUGGUUACUCCCAUGUACUUCUCACACACCCCAGACACUAUGACAAUGCAACUCACCGUCACCCAGUGGCGGUGUGACCUGCCUGUCCCCCCUCCCCACCCUCCCACACCUUGGCACCACUCUGGCCUCCAGCUUCCAGUCUCACUGGGGAGGGUCAGAUAGAGCGGGAACAAUCAGCCCAUAUUGGGUCCCGAGUUGCCCGGUCACACUCAGCCCCUCGCCACAACACUCACACCAACUACACCACCCCAUCCGCUGUGCCAGCCCCCUCCCGCGGGGUGCUGCCCUCAUCCUGGAGGAGGGGUGGUGUGGUGGGGCAUUGCCACAGCCCUCAGGGCUCUGCACACCACUCGCGCCGGCUCCCUGCCUGCUCCCUGCCCGCUCCCUGCCCUCUGUAGCCCAUCAAGGGCUUAAGUCGGGGCCAGCCCCCCUCUAGCUGGGAGCCUUGCUGAGAAAAGCAGGCUGCUUCUGGAGCUGGGCCCCGGGAUGUGGGGGCUUGGGGCUCCCAGGGCCAGUGGGCUGGGUGGGGAGUGGCACACCGUGGGGCUCCCGGACCCCACCCCCCUCCUGCUCUGCGCUAGGGGCCAACUGCCUCCCAGGACACGUCUCCAAAGUGCCUGCGAGGGUGGGCCCUGCGGCCGGGCCCUCUGCACCCUCUCCCACCGGCCUUGCCAGGCCCACCUCAGCCCACCCUGGGUUCUCCCAGGCCCUCCCUGUGAACCCCUGCCUGCUGGUGUGGCCAAACAACCUGGCGGGUCUCUUGGCUGCGGCUGGGUGGCCCUGUCGCUGGAAGCACCCACCAGGUGCCAGCCCAGGCCCAGGGCUGAGCUGGAGGUGGGGUGGGGGUGCACAGGCCCCAGCCCUCCUCUCCCUUUGUUACCCUUGUAAGUGGGGCCACUUCCAUAGAUAUUUUAAGUGUGGGGGUCACAGAUCUCCUUUGGGGGAGGUUAUGUUUGUUGGGGGUUCUUGUAGCCAAGGAAUGUGGUCUGAGUUGUGGUUGGCUGGUGCUUACACCCUUACCCCUUACCCACAACCCCAGUACAAUCAGGAACCUGCUUUUUUGUUAUUUUUUUUUUUUUUCUGUUCCCUUUCAAGACUUCCUGGCAACAGACUUCUGCAGGGUGAGGGAUGGCGGUGCCCGAGCAAGGCUGCCAGGAGCCUCCCACAGCCUGCUCUUCCCACCAUCCUGCCUCUAGGCUGGGGCAUUUUUCAGACCCCAAAGGGCCCCUCCGCAGGGCCUGGGGGCUUGGAGGAGCCGAACAGGUCUAGCCCAGCUGUUGAGAGGGUGGGCGUGGGGGAGAGGCACCAUGGCCCCAGUGGGGAUGUGCCCUCACCUGCACCCCUGGAGCAGACGGGGGCACAAGGGUGGAGAAGGCGAAAGUCCCAGCCUCCCUCUACCUGCCCCGGGCGGCUGCUGUCUGGGGCAGCAGCUCUGGUGAGGAGGCCUGGGCAGACCAAGGCUGAGAAACCAGAGCAUGGAGGAGAUGGGGUGUGGGUCCCCAAGGAAGCUGGGCUGUGUGGGAGCCCCUGCAGUGGGUGCAGCCUCUGUGUGCAGUCCCAAAGGGGUGCCCCUACCUGGGACUGGAGCUUGGAGUGGGGGCGGAGUCCAGGCUGGCACAGGUCCGGGUUUAGGCAGGCGGUGAGGGCUGGGAAGGCCUGUGUGCCCCAGCCUGGCCCCAGCAGGCCCAGCCUCUCACAGCCUGAGAGUUGGCUCAGGGCUUGGGACUUUGUCUCUUCUCGGUAUCAUUAGAAGAGGCCCGGUGUGACCAUCAUAGAGCCCUGGACUCCAGCCAAAUGUGCAGGGUUUAGCCUGAUGAAAUUUAUCAGCCCAAACCCACCCUUGCCGGCCACACUCCCCACGAGAGGUUGGUUAAAAGGAGCUGGAGCUCCUAGGUACAUUGGGUGCAGCCGAUUCCAAAGGAGAGGGAGCCCGUGUGGCUUGAGUACCUCUUAGGGAGUUGGGGGCUCGCCCACCCCCUAGCUGGGAUUUCCAGAGCCCGGGCUUUGUCUCCGUGGGGACCACAAGGGCUGCCUCUCCUGAAAGGCUGGUCACCUUGAUUGUGGAGGCGAUAGGUGGCAUUGGGGCCGGCUGGGGAGUCUGCGGGCAGUGGCUCGGGAUGCUGGGGCCGGACUCCCUGGGGUUGGCAAAGCCACCUCUCCAGACCCCUAGGCUGGGGCCUGGGUGUGGGGCAGACCCCUCUGCCUCUGGGGCGGGGGUGGCUGCCUCCUCCUUGGCUCUCCUGAACUUCUGAUAGACAGCUGCCAGCCUGGAUUUGCCUUCUCAGGCCUCCUGCCUGUAAAUAGAAGCCCACAAACUGUGUACAGAUUUACAGAGACGCCAAGACUGGGUCAGGAGUCGCCAUCUAAGGGCUGAUGACCCCAGCACUCCAGGCGCCCCCGAUGGCUCGGUGUGGCAGCCCCAGCGUGGCGAAUGCAUGUAAAUAUUCCGUAGGCAGCGCGGCUCCAGAGAGCCCCCGAAGACAGUGUCCCUCCUGUGUGUCCUUUCUCCUGUACAGACCCCCGCCCCCGCCCCCCCCACUUCCCCGAGAACCUGGCCUGGUGGGGGUGGGCGCUUGUCCUUCCCUCCCCUGGGUCUUCCCUGUCCUCCCCCCACCCCAACCUGUUUAUUAACCACACCUGUCCUGAGUUCAUGGCCAAAACUUUGAAUAAGAAAAAGCGGAGGAAAAAGACUGGAAAAAGCAACUGAGGCACCUGCCCCUCGCGGGUCCUCACCUGUCCCAGCCUUGUGAAGGAACUGUUUGGGUUUCUGUUCGUUUUGUUUUGUUUUUGUUUUUUAACACUUCCCGUGCUGUGCCCAUUUAUAAGAGGAAAUAAAAUUAAGCUGAAAUGAU
This is a messenger RNA of Condylura cristata (star-nosed mole), 4824 nucleotides long. It is a transcript of the gene SDC3, whose product is annotated as syndecan 3. Lineage: Eukaryota; Metazoa; Chordata; Mammalia; Eulipotyphla; Talpidae. The transcript has 5 exons. Gene Ontology annotation, biological process: cell migration. The record is from RefSeq and is a predicted model, not a curated record. Gene Ontology annotation, cellular component: cell surface; membrane. The coding region runs from base 1 to 1212 and encodes 403 amino acids.